This is a messenger RNA of Adineta ricciae, 876 nucleotides long. The record is from the annotation of a GenBank genome assembly. NCBI's taxonomy places the organism in Eukaryota, Metazoa, Rotifera, Eurotatoria, Adinetida, Adinetidae.
AUGAUACUGAAAUUAUCGACUGGUAUCUGGAAUGGACAUGUUGCUUCAUUGGAACCAGAAUUCUACUUGAAUUUAGCACCUCGCAUCUCUCAUAUUCAAAUCCCACGAUUCUACUAUGCAGCGCGAAGUGCUGACAAUCCAAAUGCAACUCUUCUUUUACUUGAAGAUCUCUCGAUGACUCACAAGGCAAUAGGUGAACGGCUACAAUUCGAUGAUAGAACUCUAUGUGUUCUUGUAGCGACAAUUGCUACUGUCCAUGCCGAAUUCUUCGAACAUCCAUUACUAUUGACCGAUGCGUUCGCAUGGCUGCCGCCAUUAAAUACGUUAGUGAGCUACUACCAACCGAAAUACACGCAACGAAUCAAUAGCGAACCGUAUCAACGUUUACUAGAAAGAAAUCUCUCGUCCAAAGCAGUAGCAUACGCCAAUGGACUUUCGACAUAUAUACCACAUCUUUUCCAAGCACUCAGUAGUGAACGAUUUAGUCUUGCUCACGGAGACUUCUGGAAAAACAAUAUACUAGUGCAAGAUGAUCAUCCGCAUCGUUUAGUACUGCUCGAUUGGCAAACCUGCUGUCGGGCGAACGGUUUAUUAGAUGUUGCAUACUUUCUCCGACUGCUUGGUAGUGAACGAGCUCGUUCACUUGAACGGCAGUUGCUUGAAAUUUAUCACCAGACUUUGAUAAAGUACGGAAUUUCACGAUACAGUCUAUCGGACAUUCGUAAAGAUUAUUAUUCACUUGCCCUUCCGUUCAUGUUUGUAUUUUUCGUCUGUUGGGAUGCUAACAGACGAGAUAAGAUGAGCCAAACAACAUUUAUUUUAGAAGAUAUUAUUAAUUACAACAAAAAACCACAAACGCAUGACACGUAUUUGUGA